AUGAAGAAGACAGACCCCGACUUCAAAAUCACCACCGACCUGUGCGAGCUCCUCACAAUCUGCCUCAACGCCGCGCAGAUGACGGUCUACAUCGCCAACUCGUGCGCCAACGAGGGCAUGCUCGCGACCUACGGCGUCAUGGACCUCGACUACAUCUACAGCGCGUGUCUGACGUUCUUCAUCUGCGGCGACGUGCUGCAGUUCAACACUGACGAGUGCUCGCGCUUCCUGGACUCGUCACUUGCGAUCGUCGCGAAAAUGGCCAGCGAGGGCAACAAGGACGCCACCGUCAAGCACACCAAGGUCCAGAACCUGCUUGCCAGCUACCGGCCGCAGCUGCCGGACGUCUCGUCUCCUGGCCUCGAUCUCGCGAGCCUGGACGUUCCAGACACGCUGUGGACACAGAACCCGAUCGAGACGUUCCAGGCGCUCGCCGGCCACGACCUCAACAUCUGGGAGUACGGCUACAAGUCGUGGCAGCACGUGGACGAGCUCUGGGACGAUUUUGCGGAAACCUACAAUUGA
This is a messenger RNA of Ogataea haglerorum, 525 nucleotides long. RefSeq lists its product as uncharacterized. Bases 1 to 525 code for a protein of 174 amino acids. The transcript has a single exon. NCBI's taxonomy places the organism in Eukaryota, Fungi, Ascomycota, Pichiomycetes, Pichiales, Pichiaceae. The record is from RefSeq and is a predicted model, not a curated record.